Molecule: messenger RNA, 3279 nt
Organism: Ictalurus punctatus (channel catfish)
Lineage: Eukaryota; Metazoa; Chordata; Actinopteri; Siluriformes; Ictaluridae
Gene: tyrp1b
Product: tyrosinase-related protein 1b
Exons: 7
Coding region: 689-2257 (522 amino acids)
Biological process (GO): melanocyte differentiation; melanosome organization
Cellular component (GO): melanosome
Molecular function (GO): oxidoreductase activity
Source: RefSeq, a predicted model, not a curated record
GUAUGUGUGUGUACAGCUAUAAAAAUCCUUGUUUAAUGAUCACAAAUACUGAUUUUGCAAUGGACAAAUGUUGAGGAACUUUUAACUUGUAACGUUUUGCUUUUACACCACACCACACUACUUAUGAAAGCGUGAUGGGUCAUACUUUUUAUCCAUUUAUAGUUACUUUUGUGGAUCGUCUGCGUUAGAGCAGCUCAUCCGUAACCACUUGUUUCUUGACGUUAAUAAAAACGCAGUUUGUUACUGUAUAACACCAAGAAAUCCUCCAUCCUCAAGACAUUUCUGUAUCGUAAAACUUCACACGUAAAAGUUACAGCUUUACCUCUUCCUGUUACAAAGCACUGACACUGGAGACUCCUUCCAUAACUGCUAAACAGCUCCUGAGACAAAAAAUCUCAACAAUUACACACUAUUUGAAUCCUAAUGUAUUAAAUCAUGUAUUAGAUUGAGCGCAUUAAUAUGAACCUUGAAGAAAAAUCAAUCAACACCUUCCGACCAAUCAGCUGAGGUAUACGUAAAUCUUUAUUAGCAUUUAUCCUGUGAUGUGAGUUUUUAGGGUAAGGGCAAUGUGAUAAAGCAUUGACAGUGUGAAAGAUACACUGACCAUACAGUGUUUGGCUCUGAGAAUGUAGUGUUUGAAACCUAAAUCGAGAGUUCUGUGUUUGAACAGAACCUGCAUGUAGACAGGAUGUGGCAGAGUGUGUUUUCGCUCUGCAUGUACAUCACGGUCACCCAGGCGCAGUUCCCACGCGAAUGUGUGACACCCCAGGUCCUGCGUAGUGCCACCUGCUGUCCAUCUCCCACUGGCCUGGCCAACGAUGAAUGUGGAGUGAGGACCGGGCGUGGCCGGUGUAUGCCAGUCGUCGUUGAUUGGCGGCCACACGGCCCUCAGUACCCUCACGACGGACGGGACGAUCGGGAACGAUGGCCGCUGCGCUUCUUUAACAGGACCUGCCAGUGUAACACAAAAUUUAGUGGGUACAACUGUGGACGGUGCAGAUAUGGGUUUACUGGAGUAAACUGUGAUCAGAGAAUUAGUGUGGUGCGUCGUAACAUCAUGCAGAUGUCCCCAGAAGAGAAACGGGCUUUCGUGAACGCUCUGGAUCGAGCCAAGAGAACAGUCCAUCCUGAUCUGGUUAUCUGCACACGACGCUACCAGGAGCUCUUCGGCCUGGACGGAAACACGGUCCAGUGUGAAAACAUCACCGUCUACAACUUUUUCGUCUGGACUCAUUAUUAUUCUGUUGGGAAGACGUACAUGGGGCCGGGACAGCAGAGCUUCGGAGGUGUGGACUUCUCUCACGAAGGUCCGGGAUUCCUUACGUGGCACCGGUUCCACCUGCUGCAACUAGAGCGUGAUAUACAGGACAUGCUCGGGAACCCGACAUUCGCUCUGCCGUACUGGAACUUUGCGAUUGGAGGGAACGAGUGCGAUAUCUGCACAGACGAGCUGCUUGGAGCCAGGAGCAGCUUCGACAUGGACAGCAUUAGCUCUAACUCCGUGUUCUCUCAGUGGAGAGUGAUAUGCGAGGACGUGGAGGAGUAUGAGAUGCAAGGGACCAUCUGUAACAGUACAGAAGGAGGUCCAAUCAGACGGAAUCCUGGAGGGAACGUGGCUCGGCCGAUGGUACAGAAACUACCGGAAAAUCAAGAUGUCAUCGACUGCCUGGAGCUCAACAAUUUCGAUACUCCUCCGUACUACUCCACCUCGACCUGGAGCUUUAGGAAUACUAUUGAAGGUUACAGCACCCCCCAGGGGAAGUAUGACCCAGUGGUGCGCAGUCUACACAAUCUGGCUCAUCUAUUCCUGAAUGGUACAGGAGGUCAGACCCAUGUGUCCCCCAACGACCCCAUCUUUGUCCUGCUGCACUCCUUUACUGAUGCCAUCUUUGAUGAGUGGCUACGUAGACACCGCCCUGGCGCAGUGUUUUACCCUAAAGAAAACGCUCCCAUUGGUCACAACUGGCUUUACAACAUGGUUCCUUUCUGGCCACCGGUCACAAAUGCGGAAAUGUUUGUCUCGGCACCGGACAGUCUUGGAUACACCUACGAGGUCCAAUGGCCAACUCGGCCAUAUACCGUCUCAGAGAUCAUUACCAUUGCUAUAGUGGUCGUAGUACUGGUGGUGAUGGUGGUAGGUGGAGUCACUUCAUGUUUUGUCCGAGUGUACGGCUCGCGCGAAGGGCUGGAGCCGCUGCUUGGCGAACAUUACCGGCACUACUCAGAAGACGAUCACAAGUUUCACUACGCAGCCUGAAGAUGAGUGUUUGGUUUUUAUUUUGGACAUGUUACGUCAUUCAUCAGAGAAUUACAUAAACUGUGUCUCUGACACAGUACUAGCUAUUCAAAUGACAAUUUUAAUGCCGUUCUUACAGCACACGUAUUAUGGUUUUGAAACGUGCCUAAUUUUGUUUUAAAGGUCUCAUACAAUAGAUUUACACACAUCUAAGGUCUUAAAACACUUUAAUGUGCUAAUAAUUUAAAUUACAGCAUUACCUUUUUCCACAGUUUCAUAAAUGACUCGUUAAACGAUUCGUUCUAAGCUCCUCCUUUCAGAGAGCAUACUCUGCUCUGGUUGGUCAGAUGUCCCAGUCUGUUGUGAUUGGUCCACCGCUGUCAGCGUGUGUCGAAAAGGAAACGCCCACUACCGUAACGGGUUUCAGCUCCGUCUGUCAGCGAGCAGCCGAUGAAGACCAGAGGCGAGGCUUUUUGUUACAAACCUAUGUAGGUUAGUACAGGAAGUAAAGUCUGGAAUCACUAACGAGUCAUUUCAGCUGUUCAGAAUUGAUUCAGAUCAAAAGAGUUGUCGUGCGCUUUGAUUUUUGACACUUUGCAGACCUUUUACGCUCACAAACAGCUACAUAUAAAACACACUACAUGAAAGGUAAUAUUGGAAAAACCAUAAUAGGUGCGCUGUAACACUCCAUUCUCACAUGACACAUUGCAAACACUACUUAGAUUAAUUUACAAAAAUUUUAAAUAAUACUAGUGUUCGAAGAGAAGAAAACCGUAUGAAAAGCUCAUGAUGUGUUUAUUAUACAGAGCUUGUGCUGACACCUAGUGUACAAUUUUGGGAUAGUAAAAUAAUUGCGUAUUUUUGUGUAACAGAACGGUCUGUUGCGUUUUGCCCCUUAUAUUACACAGGCCAUCAAUUGUGUGGUUAUGUCCAGUUAUUAUUAUUGUUUUCAGCAGUGGUUUUCUUCCAAGAUGCACUUAAAUGCACUGAAAUGCUCUUACUUGCAAAAUAAAAUGUAGGAAAAAAGAAUAAAAAAGUGUUUU